AUGCUUAGCAUUUUUAUCGUCGUCUCUGCCGGCAACCUCUACGAUGAUAUCCGCCUUGCAUGGGGCGAUAAUCGAUGUAAGAUAGUCAACAAUGGAGAGCUUCUGAAGGUCACACUUGACAAAGUUUCAGGCUCAGGAUUUGAGUCAAAGAAAACAUACCUGUAUGCAAAGAUAGAAAUGCAAAUCAAGCUCGUCGCUGGAAACUCCGCUGGCACUGUCACGGCAUUUUAUUUAUCAUCCAAAGGGGAAUACCAUGAUGAGAUAGACUUUGAAUUCUUGGGGAAUGAAACCGGUCAUCCGUACACGCUUCAUACUAAUGUUUUCUGCCAAGGAAAGGGCAGCAGAGAGCAGCAAUUCCGCCUUUGGUUCGACCCGGCUGCCGAUUUCCAUACUUACUCCAUCCUCUGGAAUCCCAAGCACAUUCUAUUCACCGUGGCAAAUCAAAAAAACGUUUUGCCUUGUGAUUAUUGCAAAGACACAAAGCGGUUCCCUCAAGGCCUCCCCAAGGAAUGCUACCUGAACGAUGAUCUCAAAUAUUAG
Molecule: messenger RNA, 540 nt
Organism: Morus notabilis
Lineage: Eukaryota; Viridiplantae; Streptophyta; Magnoliopsida; Rosales; Moraceae
Product: xyloglucan endotransglucosylase/hydrolase protein 15
Exons: 3
Coding region: 1-540 (179 amino acids)
Biological process (GO): carbohydrate metabolic process
Molecular function (GO): hydrolase activity, hydrolyzing O-glycosyl compounds
Source: RefSeq, a predicted model, not a curated record